Messenger RNA from Amblyraja radiata (thorny skate), 773 nucleotides. RefSeq names its product inosine triphosphatase (nucleoside triphosphate pyrophosphatase) (gene itpa). Gene Ontology annotation, molecular function: nucleoside triphosphate diphosphatase activity. Bases 40 to 657 code for a protein of 205 amino acids. Gene Ontology annotation, cellular component: cytoplasm. Lineage: Eukaryota; Metazoa; Chordata; Chondrichthyes; Rajiformes; Rajidae. The transcript is spliced from 8 exons. Gene Ontology annotation, biological process: nucleoside triphosphate catabolic process. The record is from RefSeq and is a predicted model, not a curated record.
AAGCGUUUUGCUCUCUCUGCAACACCGCUAAAGGCAACGAUGGCUGGCAAACACGUUGGAAGUGUGGUGUUUGUUACUGGUAACGCUAAGAAAUUGGAGGAGGUUGUUCAAAUUCUAGGUGACCAGUUCCCGUUCACACUUGUUCCCAAAAAGAUUGACUUACCAGAGUACCAGGGUGAACCUGAUGAAAUUUCAAUAAAGAAAUGCCAGGAAGCGGUCAAAGAGGUCCAAGGACCUGUCAUAGUAGAAGACACAUGUCUGUGUUUUAAUGCACUGGGUGGCCUUCCUGGUCCAUACAUAAAAUGGUUCCUGACAAAGUUGCGACCUGAAGGAUUGUAUAAAAUGCUGGCAGGCUUUGAAGACAAAUCAGCUUAUGCACUCUGCACCUUUGCAUAUAGCACAGGAAAUCCAGAAGAUCCAGUUAAGCUGUUUCGAGGGAAGACUCUGGGCAAAAUAGUUGAUCCUCGGGGACCCCGAGACUUCGGUUGGGAUCCUUGUUUUCAACCAGACAACUUUGACCAAACGUAUGCAGAAAUGCCCAAAACAAUGAAGAACACAAUAUCUCACCGCUAUAAAGCACUUCGUGAAUUGGCAGAUUAUUUCAUCCAGAAAAACGAUUCUUUAAAAAAAGCCCGGCUAGAGGAGGAAAGCUGUUAAAAACUGUGGUCUCGUCUUUUGUAAGCAAAAUAAUGUCAUAAAUAUAUCAAAUAGAAGGCACUAAAUAUUUGACACAUUUUAAAAAUGUUAUAAAAUAAAGACAUUUUUCCACUAUU